CCAACCAUUUUACUAAACUUAAUUGAUUUAGUGUCUAUGUGUAACAUGUCAUACCUCUUCCAUUUAUUAUUGUUACUAUAAAUAAUUCAUAACUCACAACACUCACAAAAUUUCUUCACCAUUCCAGCUUACCUUUUCAUAUCUCUCUCUCUCUCUCUCUCUCUCUCUCUCUCUCUCUAAAAGUGAGAAGCCAUGGGUGGUGCCGACGGCGACGAGCAGUGGGUCGAAGCCGCCAUGACGGACGACGCGAUGGUCGUGGAGCUCCUGGUGCGGCUGCACCGCGCGCUGCCGCCUCCGAAGCCGGCUGCCUUGCCGCUGGAAUGGAGCGUGCGUCAGCGGAGGUCAAAAUCUAAGACGGUCAACAACAAGCUGAGGAAACCGGCUCGCAGCCACAGAGCCAGCCCCACCACUCCGCUCUCGUGGAGCGACGCCACUUCCUUAAGCGGUGGCUCCGAAGAGUCUAGCCGGCCGGUGCCCUUAAACCCCUCCGGCUCUACGAGAUCUAAGAAUAAUGUAGAUGGUGAAAAGACCAACUCCAAGAGGUCAAGAAAGAAGAAGACUUUGGCAGAACUCAAAGACGAAGAGAGCUCACUGCUGAAGGAAAGAAGAGAGCUAAAAAGGGAAAUGACAGCCUUACGAAUGAAUUUGGAGAGACAAAGGGCUACACAUGAGAAAUUAAAAAGGAUGAAGAUUGAUCUGCAGCCGCCCUCUCCAGAAUCAACAUCAAUAGCUGAGGAAUCAGUCUCUGGUCAACUCCAAAUGGAAUCAACAGUUUGUGAUCCUACAACUACUAAUCUCACUACGCCGGUUGUCUCAGGCAACGAUGACCCUCUACAAUCGUCCGUGUCAAACAAGAAUGCAGAUGCAGCAUCUGCUUCUAGGUUCAUCCUCCCUGAUCUAAACGUUCCAUUUGAUGAGCCCAGCUGCAGUGUUACUUAUGGCAUCAGCUAGCUAGACAAUCAAGAAUGCAACGGUGCACCUGUUCUCGACUAUAAGGUAGAACAGGUACGACGAAUGACACCUAUACUUGAUAAAGACUAACCCCUAUUUUAGGACAAACUACUCUAGUCAUACGUAGAACCAGUUACCUCCUACACGGCCUAACCAACUGCCAGUGGUUGGGAUCUAUUCUUUUUGUGUAGUUAUUACCAAUGGGGACUAGAUUCGAAAUCCUAACGUGUUAGAUCAACUCAAAUUCUUUUUUUCUUAUCUUGAAGGACUUUUUUAUACGUGAAAAUGUAAACUGUACUGUGUAAGAGAUAUAUGGAAAUAUUCGUGACAGAUAGAAGAUUCCUUUAA
This is a messenger RNA of Salvia miltiorrhiza (redroot sage), 1299 nucleotides long. RefSeq lists its product as uncharacterized. Bases 193 to 951 code for a protein of 252 amino acids. NCBI's taxonomy places the organism in Eukaryota, Viridiplantae, Streptophyta, Magnoliopsida, Lamiales, Lamiaceae. The record is from RefSeq and is a predicted model, not a curated record. The transcript is spliced from 5 exons.